Messenger RNA from Aspergillus fumigatus Af293, 747 nucleotides. RefSeq names its product putative ML domain protein. The transcript is spliced from 3 exons. The record is from RefSeq and is a predicted model, not a curated record. Gene Ontology annotation, biological process: intracellular sterol transport. NCBI's taxonomy places the organism in Eukaryota, Fungi, Ascomycota, Eurotiomycetes, Eurotiales, Aspergillaceae. The coding region runs from base 1 to 747 and encodes 248 amino acids. Gene Ontology annotation, molecular function: sterol binding.
AUGCAACUAUCCUUGGCUGGGGCCCAUCACCGCUUCUCCUCAUCUACUCCGUACGACGACUCACUCGCCUACGUCUGCCAUCAGACCCUCCUUGCAACUUUGUCCUACAUAAUUCACCUCUCUCCUUUCUCUUAUACUCUCAAGUGCAGUAUCUGGUCUUCUUCCUGUCAUUCUCUGGUCCCAGUCUACUACGACCGCUGGUUGGCUGAUCCUGCGACCAUGAAGCUCAUAUCAACCGCCGCUACCUUGUUCGUUUGCCUUGCUCCUCUCUCCGCCUCAGCACGGUCGAUCUCCUUCUUCGAUUCCACGCAAGCUCCAAUUCAACUUGAGACCUUUCCUGUCAAGGGGGAUAACCCGUUAGUAUACUGUUCCGACCCUUCGGGCAAUAUCCUGCAGAUCGAAUCCGUGGACUUGGUUCCUAACCCUCCUCUCCCUGGCCAAACUCUCUCUAUCAAUGCCAGUGGCAACCUGAAGGAACGGGUGGAGGAAGGCGCUUAUGUCGCUCUUGAGGUUAAAUAUGGUCUCAUUACCCUGAUCAAGCAGACCGCCGAUCUCUGCGAACAAAUCAAGAAUGUGGACCUCGAGUGUCCCCUGGAGAAAGGCGAGAUGACUCUGACUAAGCAGGUUGAUCUGCCUUCGCAUAUUCCUCCGGGGAAGUACAACGUCCAUGCCGACGUUUAUACUAAGGACGGCAAGAAGAUUACCUGCCUUGAUGCGCACGAUAUCGAGUUCAAGAUUCGGCCAUGA